This is a messenger RNA of Oncorhynchus nerka (sockeye salmon), 507 nucleotides long. RefSeq names its product apolipoprotein D-like. Bases 1 to 507 code for a protein of 168 amino acids. Gene Ontology annotation, cellular component: cytoplasm. The transcript has 5 exons. NCBI's taxonomy places the organism in Eukaryota, Metazoa, Chordata, Actinopteri, Salmoniformes, Salmonidae. Gene Ontology annotation, biological process: response to reactive oxygen species; lipid metabolic process. The record is from RefSeq and is a predicted model, not a curated record.
AUGCAGCCUUUGCAGGUACUGUGUGUUGUCCUGGUCACCUCAUCGGUUGCACAUGCUCAGACCGUUCACCUGGGAAGAUGCCCCACACCCCCAAUUCAACAGGACUUCAACGUCACCAAAUACCUGGGCAGGUGGUAUGAGGCAGAGAAGCUGCCUGCUGUAUUUGAGAGAGGGAAGUGCCAACAGGCCACAUACUCACUACUCCACGAUAGAACUCAUACACUCACAUCACAGACUCCCCUACCUCACCUGUCUCUCUGUGUGUGUCUAGGUUUACCAGGUGAUCCAUACUUGGUUCUGUCUACAGACUACAGAAGUUUCUCUCUGGUCUACUCCUGCACAGACUUCCUUAUCAAUUUUUCCGUCGACGUUGCCUGGAUCGUUUCCCGGACACGAUCGUUGCCAAGGGAUGUCAUCAGCCGCCUCCAUGGUGACCUGGAGGCCAUCGGUGUCAACCUCAGAUGCCUCACAGUGUCAGACCAGACGUCCUGUGACACUGUGGCCUGA